AGCAGCCCCGCCCCUGGUGACGUAACGCGCUCAGCUGUGCGGUAAACAGCGGCGGCGAGCGGCUGCGGACCGAUGCCGACCCCAUCGCAGGGACGGACGGACAGCAUCAGGAGGCGACAUGCCCGCUGCAGCUCCUCACUCGUUCGUCCUAAGACCCUCUGACACCCUCAUCUUCACCACCUCCACCCUGCGGCACUGAUGAAGCCUCCCCUGUCGAACCCACAACGGGCCGAAGGGCGGAUAGAGGAGAGAGAGGAUGUACUGGCGCGUCGGAUUCGCCUGGAGCCGUUCCUGCGCGCUUGAACUUGGCCGGAACAAGAGCUUCUCGUUCGGCUUGUGCGGCUCCGAUGAGCAUCUUUCGUUGUAUGCGUACAUCAUCGCCUACCCGCUGCAGGAGUACGGAGGGAUCAUGUCUGCUUUAGGCUCCGACUCCUGGUGGAGGAAAACACUAUACAUCACCGGGGGCGCGCUGCUCGCCGCCGCUGCCUAUUUGCUACACGAGCUGCUUGUCAUUAGGAAAGAACAGGAGUUGGACUCUGAAGACGCCAUCAUUCUGCAUCAGUUUGCCCGGCCCAAAACCGGAGUCCCUAGCCUGUCCCCCUUCUGCCUGAAGAUAGAAACCUACCUGCGCAUGGCGGACCUUCCCUACCAGAACUACUUCGAUGGGAAGUUGUCUCCUCAAGGGAAGAUGCCUUGGAUCGCGUAUAAUAAGGAGCAGGUGUGUGGGACUGAGUUCAUCAUCGACUUCCUGGAGGAGAAGCUCGGCGUGAACCUCAACUCCAGCCUGAGUCCUCAGGAGAAAGCCAUCUCACGUGCCAUCACCAAAAUGGUGGAGGAACACUUCUACUGGACGAUAGCAUACUGUCAGUGGGUGGACAAUGUGGAGGAAACGCAGAAGAUGUUAGCCACAAAUGGGCCGCUGAGUGACCUGCUCAGGUGGAUCUUGAGUCAGGUGAACGGUGGCAUCGUGAAGAGAGAGAUGUACGGGCACGGGAUCGGACGCUUCUCCAAAGAGGAUGUUUACACUCUGAUGGAGAAAGACAUGCGCACCCUUGCCACACUCCUUGGCGAUAAAAAGUAUCUAAUGGGCCCGAAGCUUUCCACAGUAGAUGCUGCUGUAUUUGGUCAUCUUGCUCAGGCUAUGUGGACUCUCCCUGGGACACGUCCGGAACAGUUAAUCAAAGGUGAGUUCAUCAACCUGGCCAUGUACUGUGAGCGAAUCCGCCGGAAAUUCUGGCCGGAGUGGUUUGUGGAUGUCGACGACCUUUACUACGAUGGACUGAGCGAGGAGCCGGAUUCUCCUUCCCAGCUUCCGGAUUUGGGUCUCUAUUCUCGCAGCGGCAGCUUCCAGGAGCAGGACAGCUCUCUGUCGCACCACAACACCCCGUCGCCGGACAGCGACAUCACCGGACGCUCCCUAUUCGAUUCUGACAUGGACACAGAAUGCUCAGAAACGGAGCAGUUGAAGUGAUAAACACACCCAUUUAUGAUGUAUCUGCACGGGCCCCACCCCUUUGUUUUCCCAAAAACCCUUUAGCAGGGGAAGGGCUGGUCAAAUGAAGAUGUUAUCGAAGUGACGUGGCGAGGGAUGGCAGUAAAGCAAAUGGGAAAAGCAUUCUGACAAUUUUUAUUUGACGAAAGAGAGGAUUUUAUUAAAUGAGGAAAGGCCUGGCCAGAGAGAAUCCUGAUCAACAGGAAGAAAAAACAUCAAACAGAAUAAUAAAAAUGGAUGGAGUGAAAAUUAAAAGGAGUGAAUGACGCUUCAGCUGAAUCACUCCUCCCGCAGUGUGACAUCAUCACAGUGCUCGGAAUCAUCAGAAUGACAUCAUCACAUGUGACCACCUCCCAUUUACCAUGUGUGUUUGUAGCUAAACGGCAUUUCUUACAUCCUGGGAUUUAUUAUUAUACGGGUAGUCAGACAGAAAGAAGGAUUUUAGGUGAUGAUUGAAAUGUGUAGAUACUUAUUAAGUGAAACACCUUGACUAAUUUAGGCAGCACAAUAUUUCAUAGUCCAUCUAAAAUUCAUGUCCAGUUUUAUUCGGUCAAAACUAUGAAGUGUGUUAUGAAAGAGCAAAGCAAGAAAAUUUGUGAAUUAUUAUUGUGAUGUCUGACCAGAAAUCAGCUGAUGUUAUUUAUGUUCUCAAACCGUUGCAGCAAACUUGCCAUAAUUAUGCAAAGCAUUAAUUAAUAAUUCACCCCAAAAAAAGGAAAAUUAUAAAAUUUACUGUUUAACAUAGACAAUUGAAUCAAAGUUUGCGUUUUUCAUAUAAUGGAAAAAAUUGACAAUUCUUAUUUUUAUGGAAUAUUGCGGUAUUUAUUAUAAAUGAUUUAUUCUUGAACAUUUUUACUUUUUUUUAAUUCAUAUGCCCUUAAUCUUUAAUCAAAAUAACUUCCCCUCCCUAUUGCAGCAACAUCUCUUCUCUUCUGAUGACGUGUUUACUGGCGCGAGGGCGGGACAACCUGUCACUCACAUGAGGUCGACCAAUAGCAAACCACAACCAUCCAAUCAAUUCCCCAUGGACAAAAUGAAGUCCCGCCCUAUAUUUUGUCUAUAUAUUCUUCAGAUAUACAUCACAAUAGAGAAGAAAAAAACAAUCGCAACUUCUGUAUUAUGUCGACUUUACACAUGACGCGAUGUUAAACGUCAGUGAUGUCAAAUGCCAUUGGCUGCCAUUGGUAUUAUUAUUAUUUUGUUUGUUUUUUUUGGAUGAAUUAUUCAUAGUGAAUAUGUUCCAGUUACAAAAAUAAUGUAAAUGCCUUGCAGAUUUUGAAUCUUAUUUUUUCAGUUUAUCAUACGAACAAACAGGAAAACAGGUCUCAUCGCAUCCGCUUGUCGGAGAAAGUGUAAACAGCAAGAACUGACGGCGAUAUAUCUAUGGACUUUUAAGGUAAUCAGCUAACCUAGCUAGUUAAUUUUAUUGUUAACGUUUUAUUCAAUUUUAAUAUCCGAAUGUUAGUGAGAAUUUAAAAAAAAAACUAAUCUCUAAAGGCAUCUAGAGUAAAACAGCACAUACAAACGAACUAAACCGGAAGCGAUGCAACCUGUUUUACAGAAUAGCUACGGAAGUUUGUUGCGCAGCAUAACCGUAUUGAAGUGUUUAUCAAUCAUAAAACACUCAUAUAUGUGUGUGCAGCUGUGCUGAAUGUGUAGGUAAAACAUCAUUUGUGUUUGUCGAACAGCAAACACUUCGGAUGGGUUUCUGUGAUUGUGCAAUAGCGCCCCCUGUGGACUGAAUCAUGGCUUACAUUGACAUGACAGAAAGCACAGGAGGAGAAUAGAACAGAAUACCCCGGUAAUGCAGCAGUGUUACUCAAAUGUAGCGAUUACAGAAGGGAGGCACAUAACACAAUACAGAUGGAGACACACAGCUGAUGCCCGUGUACGUGUGUGUCCAUCUGCUGCAUGACUGAGUCACUGAGUCAUCGUUACACAUGAAUACACUCGCAGGAAUCAUCUCCCAGGGGCUGAUGCACAACGAAUGACACAUCCAAGACGGGAGACUUAUGUUUUUUUCUGUUCCGUAGUGAGAUAUAAUCUGUAUCUUGCUGUGCCAUACACACAUCCUUCAUGUUACCACAAAUGCCCUUUUAUUAUCUUGAAAGUAAUCCUGUCUAUGUCGAGCUCUUAUAAGAAAGAAUGGAAAGUGUUUCGCCAUUUUUACGCCCUUUAAAUGCAAAUGUACCUAUCUGAUGUUUGUUCAAACACAAGUUCGCCAAAAUUGUUAGAAAAUGUGUAUGAAAAAACAUUUUUAUAUAAACAUCAGGUUCACUAACUGAAAAAGGCUACUGUUUGAAAAGGGUUUGCAUGCCUUUAAUUAUUUUUUAAAAAGUGCAUAAAAUUGGCAGUCAAUCUGAUUAAAACUAUCAAAUUUUUUCUUAAGAUGUUUGUUUACUUGCUUGUUGUAUUUUCUUGAUUUAAGACUGUGCCUGUUUCUAUAAACAAACAAUUAUUAUAUAUAUUUUUUAUAUUUUUUUUAAUGUAAUUCCUGAACCACUUGACCACUUGUUUUAUUUAUUUAUGGCUUAUGAUUAAUUUUAUAUUUUCAAAGUAUCGCAAAUGACUUAUUCUUGACUUUUAUUUUCAUAUUUUUUUUUGUGAAAAUCUAGUUGUUUUAGUUGCAAAGGUUUGCUCUGAGAGCUGUGUGUUUUACACGCUGUAAGUUUGAUUAUAUUGAAUGACGAUGUUCACUAGGGCAGAAUUCAAGGCCUCGCUACUAUUGCAAAUGAAUUUUUAAUGCUUAUUUGUUGAGCUUAGCCAGUUUUAUCAUCUCAUACAUGAUAAUCUUGUAGUUAUUUACCUCACAAGACUCACGACCCCACUCGUAUGCCAAAUGUGUUGGAAAUAUGGCAACACACAGAUGGAAUAAUGUUGGAAAGCCAAAGGUGAAAGUUCAAAUCUCUCAUAUGUUUUCUCACAGGUGUGUGUGCUGAUUUUAGAGCCAUACUACAGAGUCUGUGUUGUGUGUAUCAUGACCCUGAUGGAUUUAUGGAUUUAUUAUGGGCUUGACAUAAUAUUGGGGAGGGAGGGGUUGUGUACAUGAAUGAUCACUGUAACAUAAGGAACUAAAUUUGUCUGGCGAAUGUGUUAAAGAUACUCAAAAUAUUUCAUGAAAUAUAGCUGUAUUAAAUGAAA
This is a messenger RNA of Ctenopharyngodon idella (grass carp), 4633 nucleotides long. RefSeq names its product failed axon connections homolog, metaxin like GST domain containing a (gene faxca). The record is from RefSeq and is a predicted model, not a curated record. The transcript is spliced from 6 exons. Lineage: Eukaryota; Metazoa; Chordata; Actinopteri; Cypriniformes; Xenocyprididae. Gene Ontology annotation, cellular component: cytoplasm. Bases 257 to 1471 code for a protein of 404 amino acids.